AUGAAGCUCCAGAACGUCGCUCCUCUGUGCCUUGUGGGCUGCGCCCUGGCCCUGCCCGCCAACGUCGAUAAGAAGAGACAGGAUCUCUCCGACCUGCCAUUCCCUGUUCCAUCCGGGUCUGUGCCAUCUGGGCUUAUUCCCUCUGGAUUUCCACUUCCUUCCCAGGGCCCAGGUUCCGAGCUGCCCACCCUGACGGUCCCCCCAGCCUCUCCUGUCGGAAAACGCCAGGACUUGACGGAUCUUUUGCCCUCAAGCAUCCCUCUUCCUUCUGGAUUGACGGACCUUCUGUCCCAGUUGGGGAUCACCCUGCCUUCAGAUAUUCCUCUGAAGAAGCGCCAGGAUUUGUCCAACCUUCUUCCCUCCGGUAUCCCGGUCCCGUCCGGCGUGUCCAACAUCCUCUCUGAUCUGGGCAUCACCCUCCCUUCGGACUUGCCGUUGAAGAAACGCCAGGAACUCGAAUCCCUUCUGCCUUCUGGCACGCUCCCUUCUGGUCUUCCCAUUCCCACUGGGGUGACUGAUAUCCUGUCUGAUCUCGGAAUCACUCUUCCCUCCGACCUGCCCAUCAAGAAGCGGCAAGACCUGUCGGCAAUCUUCCCAUCGGGCAUCCCUAUUCCAUCUGUGGCGACGGAUAUCUUGUCUGGUCUGGGCAUCAAUCUACCCUCGACCUUGCCCCUGCAAAAACGCCAGGACUUGGAGUCACUGAUUCCCACUGGCAUUCUGCCCUCUGGCCUACCGAUCCCGACUGCAGUUUCCGGUGUCUUGUCUGACCUGGGUAUCGCCAAGCGUGACGACAAGGCGCCUGAGGCCGUGCCCGCUGGUGUAUUCUCUGCCACCAAUGCCACCCAGCCCAGCAGCAGCAGCCUGCUCAAGCCAACCGGUGUCCCUCAGCAGCCUUCCAGCGGCGGUGUCGUCGAGCCCCUUGUCCACACCUCCAACUCUGUUGCAAACUCGACUGAGCCCGUCCGCAGCACCACGGCGCAGCCCUCUGGAGCCGCUGCGCAGCCCAUCGUCACUCCUCUUGCCAUUUUCCCGGGCUCCCCUGAGAUCCCUGUUGCCUCCCCCAGCUCUUCGGCUUCGGUCCGCAGCGCUUUCCCUUUCCGUGCUUAG
Molecule: messenger RNA, 1107 nt
Organism: Aspergillus saccharolyticus JOP 1030-1
Lineage: Eukaryota; Fungi; Ascomycota; Eurotiomycetes; Eurotiales; Aspergillaceae
Product: extracellular proline-rich protein
Exons: 1
Coding region: 1-1107 (368 amino acids)
Source: RefSeq, a predicted model, not a curated record